Molecule: messenger RNA, 740 nt
Organism: Vitis riparia (riverbank grape)
Lineage: Eukaryota; Viridiplantae; Streptophyta; Magnoliopsida; Vitales; Vitaceae
Product: oligosaccharyltransferase complex subunit ostc
Exons: 1
Coding region: 38-550 (170 amino acids)
Cellular component (GO): oligosaccharyltransferase complex
Source: RefSeq, a predicted model, not a curated record
AAGGAGAGAGAGAUCCAUUUUCUAACACAGAGCGCCAAUGGCUCCCAAAUCAGAAACCCUAGCAGCCGACUCCACCACCGUUGCUACAUCCAUGGAUCCAAUCUUCCACAUCCUCAAGGUCCUCCCAUUCAGCUUCCUCCACCCGCCGCGGCUCCGCCUGAAGCUGCCGUCGCUCUCCCUCCCCUCCCCCAUGACCGUCUACGCCCUCCUCCUCCUCACUUACUUCAUGGUGGUCUCCGGAAUCGUCUACGACGUCAUCGUCGAGCCUCCCGGCAUCGGCUCAUCCCAGGACCGCCACACCGGUGCCGUCCGUCCCGUCGUCUUCCUUCCCGGCCGUGUCAACGGCCAGUACAUCAUCGAGGGCCUCUCCUCCGGCUUCAUGUUCGUCCUCGGUGGCAUUGGCAUCGUCCUGAUGGACCUCGCUCUGGAUCGAAACAGGGCGAAGAGCGUGAAGGUGUCGUUCGCCUCCGCCGGCGUGGCGUCGGUGGUGAUCGCGUAUGUUAUGAGUAUGCUCUUCAUUCGCAUUAAGAUCCCAGCUUAUCUUCAUUGAUUUGGUUGGUGAUUGUGGGUUUAAUCUUAUGAUUAGAUUUGUGAAAUCAGGAGUUUUUUUUUUAUAUGUUAUUGGAUGUUUUCCGAUUUAGUAGCAGUUACAGUGAGAUUGUGGAUUUUGUGAUUUGGAUCUUCGUAUGAGUAUAUAUAAAUAGGAAAACGCCAUAUGGUUGCUGAUUAACUGAUGGAAA